AUGAGCUCUCCGAUUAGUAAGGUUCUCAUCGCUGAUGACAUCGAGCAAGAGUGUGCCGAUAUUUUGAAGCAAAAUGGAAUUGAGGUGACGGUCAAGACGAAGCAAACCAAGGAUCAGCUUCUCGAGUCUCUCCCUCAACAUGAUGCCGUUAUCGUCCGAAGUGCCACGAAGAUCACCGCUGAGUUAUUGGCCGCUUCAGCUGGAAAGCUGAAACUCGUCGGAAGAGCGGGAACUGGUGUCGACAACAUCGAUGUACCGGCCGCCACCGCCAACAAGAUUCUUGUGAUGAAUACACCACAAGCCAACUCCCGCUCUGCUGCUGAACUAACAUGUACCCUUAUUCUGUCCCUUUCUCGUCACGUUCCACAGGCCGCUGCUUCGAUGAAAGCUGGAAAAUGGGCUCGCAAGGACUUCAUGGGAGAGGAAGUUUACGGUCGCACUCUCGCUGUGCUCGGACUCGGUCGUAUUGGAUCUGAAGUCGCUCUCCGACUUCAAGCCUUCGGAAUGAGAGUAAUCGGAUACGAUCCAAUGGUCACCAAGGAGCAGGCAGCAGCGAAGAACAUUGAACUGCUCGCACUUGAUCAAAUUUGGCCACAAGCCGACUACAUCACUGUUCACGUUCCCCUCAUCAAGCAGACGGAGAACUUGAUCAACAAAGAGACUCUCGCCCAAUGCAAGAAAGGAGUCCGUAUUGUCAAUGUGGCUCGUGGAGGAAUCGUCAAUGAACAAGAUCUUGUGGAUUCUCUCAAUGCUGGUCACGCUAAGGGAGCCGCCUUUGACGUCUUCGAGCCAGAACCACCAACCUUCAGAGAGUUUAUCGAUCACCCUCUCGUCAUUGCUACGCCACAUCUUGGAGCCUCUACAAUCGACGCUCAACUCCGCGUCGCCUCGGAAAUUGCCGACAAUAUUGUUCAAUACAAUAAGGGAACCGUUCUCGGCGUUUUGAACGCCAAAGAGGUUCUCAACUAA
Molecule: messenger RNA, 969 nt
Organism: Caenorhabditis remanei
Lineage: Eukaryota; Metazoa; Nematoda; Chromadorea; Rhabditida; Rhabditidae
Exons: 3
Coding region: 1-969 (322 amino acids)
Molecular function (GO): phosphoglycerate dehydrogenase activity; NAD binding
Source: RefSeq, a predicted model, not a curated record